UCUCGUUACUCCGGAAGUUGUCCGUCAGUGGAAUCAGUCCGUGUUCCGGCUGAAUGAAGCGCAGCUGCAUGGUUGUUCUGUCAGCCUAAAGCUUCAGUCGGAGGUGUGAGCGGCUCCUGAUUGGCUGCCCCAAUGGCCCACAUCACCAUCAACCAGUACCUGCAGCAGAUAACCGAGGCCAUCGAGAACCGGGAGGGAUCCUUCUGCGCCGAGCUGCUGUCCUUCAAACACCCCCAUGUGGCCAAUCCCCGCCUGCAGCUGGCCAGUCCGGAGGAGAAGUGCCAGCAGGUUCUGGAGCCGCCGUACGAUGAGAUGGUGGCGGCUCAUCUCAGGUGUACGUACGCCGUGGCCAACCACGACUUCGUAGAGGCCUACAAGUUCCAGACGCUCGUCGUUCAGUCCUUCCUGAGAGCCUUCCAGUCCCACAAGGAGGAGAACUGGGCGCUGCCCAUCAUGUUCGUCGUCACCCUGGACCUCAGGAUCUUCGCCAACAACGCGGAGCAGCAGCUGCAGAGGAGAGGGAAGGGCCAGCCGGGGGAGAUGUUGGAGAAAGCAGCGGAGCAGCUGAUGAGCUGCUUCAGGGUCUGCGCCAGCGAUAACCGGGCCGGCAUGGACGACUCCAAGAAGUGGGGGAUGAUGUUCCUCAGCAACCAGCUCUUCAAGAUCUACUUCAAGAUCAACAAGCUGCACCUCUGCAAGCCUCUGAUCCGGGCCAUCGACAGCUCCAACCUGAAGAACGACUACAGCCCCGCCCAGAAGGUCACCUACAAGUACUACGUGGGCCGCAAGGCCAUGUUCGACAGCGACUUCAAGACGGCCGAGGAGCUGCUGUCCUUCGCCUUCGACCGCUGCCACCGCUCCAGUCAGAAGAACAAGAGGAUGAUCCUGAUCUACCUGCUGCCCGUCAAGAUGCUGCUGGGCCACAUGCCGACCAACCAGCUGCUCCGGAAAUACGACCUCAUCCAGUUCGCUGACGUCACCAAAGCUGUGAGUGAGGGGAACCUGCUGCUGCUGAACGAGGCGCUGUCCAAACAUGAAACCUUCUUCAUCCGCUGUGGGAUCUUCCUCAUCCUGGAGAAGCUGAAGAUCAUCACCUACAGGAACCUCUUCAAGAAAGUGUAUCUGCUGCUGAGGACCCACCAGCUGCCGCUGGACGCCUUCCUGGUGGCUCUGAAGAUGAUGCAGGUGGAGGACGUGGACCUGGACGAGGUGCAGUGCAUCCUGGCCAACCUCAUCUACAUGGGUCACAUCAAGGGUUACAUCUCCCAUCAGCACCAGAAGCUGGUGGUCAGUAAGCAGAACCCCUUCCCCCCGCUGUCCUCCGUCUCCUAGACGUCCCUGGAUGGACCAUGUUCUCCGCCUGUUUUAUAAAAAUCUGCUUCAAUAAAGCUUUCUGUUUGUAGA
This is a messenger RNA of Cyprinodon tularosa, 1404 nucleotides long. RefSeq names its product PCI domain containing 2 (gene pcid2). The record is from RefSeq and is a predicted model, not a curated record. The transcript has 15 exons. Gene Ontology annotation, biological process: transcription elongation by RNA polymerase II; poly(A)+ mRNA export from nucleus; post-transcriptional tethering of RNA polymerase II gene DNA at nuclear periphery. Gene Ontology annotation, cellular component: transcription export complex 2. Gene Ontology annotation, molecular function: double-stranded DNA binding; RNA binding. Bases 133 to 1332 code for a protein of 399 amino acids. Lineage: Eukaryota; Metazoa; Chordata; Actinopteri; Cyprinodontiformes; Cyprinodontidae.